AUGUAAGAAAACAAAAUAGAAGGCAUUGAAAUUUCUUAAAAUCAUUUACCAAAAAAACCAAUAGAAGAAGUAGAAGAAGACUAUGAAAAAUUGCCUCCAAUAACUUUAUUCCAUAAAAUAACACUCGCUCUUUUAGGUAUAUGUUCUUUAACCGGUUGGAAUUCUAUUUUAAAUGCUUUUGAUUUUUUUCAAGCUAAAUUUCCAAAAAAUGAUUACGUAGAUGUCGCUUUUUAUUUCCCAAUUCCGAUUAUGUGCACUAAUUUUUUAGUCGGAGUGACUUUAACAUUAAUAGGAAAUAAGAUUCCUAUUGAAAAGCGUAUUCCUUUUGCUUUAAGAGGAGCUGUACUUACCUUAGUUUCUAUUUGCUUGGUAGGUAUUUACCUUAAAUAAACAUAAGCUGGUAUUGCAAUAGUAUUCAUUAUUUUAAUACUCUAAGGAAUUUUCGAUAGUCUAAUCACAAACUCUUCUGUAGCGCUUUCUGGAGCUACCUAGAGUGGAGUAUUAAUAAGUAUUUACUGGACUUUUACAGCUUUAUCAGGUAUUAUUAUGAAUGUUUUGAGAUUUAUCGCUUUUGGAGCUUUCGGGCUAGAAGAUUUAGAUAAUGGAACUGGUUUAUAUUUUGGAGUAGCAACCGGUUUCUAUAUAACAGGAAGUAUAUGUUUUACUAUAUUUACUAAUUGUGACUAUUAUAAAGCUGUUUUGAAAAGAGAUUAGAUGAAAAAUAAAAAAUAAGAAGAAUAAUAAAAUUAAGCAACACCAAAUGCAGAAAAAGAGAUUUUUAAAAUCUAAGAUAAUAAAAUAGUUGCUGGGCCUGCACCUUUUUUUAUAUUUACUAAUUAUGUUUAGACUUUUAUGCUUUUUCCCGGUGUCUCAGUUUUCUAAAAACCUUAAUACACUUUAAUUGAGUUCCCUUACGCUCUUGUUUUUAUGUUUAUGAUUUAUAAUAUAGGAGAUUUUACAGGAAAAACAUUAGGUGGAAUCUAAUUUUUAUAAAAGUCAUUUAUAGCAUAUUCUGUAGUUAUUUCUAGAUUUUCAUAUUUUAUUUUAUUUAUAUUGAUUGCUUAAAAUGAAGGAUCGAAAGAUAUGUAAAACGAUCUUUUCUAAUUUUUCCUUUUAUUUACUUUUGCUCUUACGAAUGGAAUGAUAACUACUAUUUUAAUGACUGUUGCACCUUAAAGAGCUACUAAUGUAUAAGAUAGAUAUUUGAUUAGUUACGUGAACAUUUUCUCUUUGACUUUUGGUAUUUCAAUUGGAUCAUUUAUGGCUUUGAUUUUAGCUAAAAAUUGA
Messenger RNA from Ichthyophthirius multifiliis, 1287 nucleotides. Its product is annotated as nucleoside transporter family protein, putative. Gene Ontology annotation, molecular function: nucleoside transmembrane transporter activity. Gene Ontology annotation, cellular component: plasma membrane. Gene Ontology annotation, biological process: nucleoside transmembrane transport. The record is from RefSeq and is a predicted model, not a curated record. The transcript has 2 exons. Lineage: Eukaryota; Ciliophora; Oligohymenophorea; Hymenostomatida.